UGCCAGUACCAGUGCAUAGGUGUUGGUUGUAGGUCUCGGAGGGUCCGGCCAUUUCUAAUUGUGUCGGCUGAAUCAGAAACGGCAUUUGGUCAGCCUUGGUUGAUAAACAUUUUCAUCCUUCUGUGAAAAUCCAUCUCGCUCUAAAUGUGCUGACCGUUCAACUGAUGCUAUUCUGUCAUUUACGCUAUAACUAUUAAACGCAUGUUUUCGGUUCCGUGAAUAUUGGAAAGAAGUAUAUACAUAGAAACCGUGACUGAUCAGUCCACAUCUUCGUCAUGGUGACUACGAUGGGCGACUGUUGGUCAUCUCGGACACUGGCUGCAGUGAUGACCCUGGUUUGUCUGGCGACAGUGGACGCUGGGUGUCCACACACGGACCCCGGUCUGAAGAGAUGGAGCGAUGCCAGCACGUGGGGAGGGACCAAGCCAGAGGGAGGCAAACAGGUUAUCUUGACCUCUAGCAUGCGCGUGCUACUGGACGAGUCCACUCCGUCCCUGGGGUCGAUCACGGUGGAGUCUGGGGCCAGGAUAGUUUGGGACGACAAGGCAGACAUCACACUCACCGUCAGCUACGUCCUGGUUAGGGGGGAGUUCCACGUCGGCAGCGACGACUGCAGAUUCACCAAGAAAGCCAACAUCGUCCUCACAGGCCUCAGCAACUCAACACUGAACGUUCCUGGUUUCGGCCGGAAGUUCAUCGGUGUGGCGGCAGGUGGCGUUCUGGAGCUUCAUGGCAGGGAGAAGACGUCAUGGACGAAGCUGGCGACCUCCAUCCCUGCUGCAGAUCAGACGUGUGGAGUUGUCUACAAUCACAAGAAAACGCCAUAUUACCGGGAGCGGGGAAUGGGACUCCACGUGGUGGUGUGGAACCUGAACGGGAGUCUGUAUGACUUCGGCGCCUUCUACACGGGGGAGAAUUGGCACUCCACCGCCGAUAAAAACCUUGUGAAGUUCCUGAAAAUUAUUCCUAAGAAUAAAGUGGUCGCCCUGGGUGUAAUGCGGAGGUUGGGGAUUAAAUCAAAACGUCGCAGAAACUGGAAGUCCGUGUUCUCCGCCAUUGAGACGUUGGGUGGAUUGACAACGUCGCGCAUCAGGAAGGUCAAGGAUUUCGAGUCGUAUGCUUUUAUAACCAUUACAGGAAACCCGAAAGUCACCAUGGAGCAGCACGUGGCUAGGGAGAAAGAUGGCACCUACACACAAACUGAUGACGUCCACGUUGUUCUUUGGGAGACGCAUCUCAAAUUUGCUGUCGAAAGUGCUAUCAGUACAAGAAACAGAAGGCGUCCAAAUGGUGUCAAUUUCCGGGUUACAUCCACAGAAAUCUCCUAUCCUAAAAUUGAUGUAAUCAAUGACGUAUCAUCAUGGCAAACAGGUGAUCGUGUUGUGUUUACGUCUACGGACUUUCACUGGAAACAGGCGGAGGAGUUUGAAGUGUUUGCUUGUGACGACUGCGCCAGCAACCAGUUCCGGGUCAAAGGCGAAUUCAAGUUUCCGCACUACGGCAAGGUGUAUGACGGAGUGGACAUGAGAGGUGAGGUGGCACUGCUGUCACGUGACUUCGUCAUCGAAGGUGAGAUGGAGACCGGAUGUUACGUCACAGAAACAAACAGGAAAAAAGAAAAAUGGCUAUGUUCUCUCUUCAACUUCGAUCACUUUGGUGGACAUCUUAAGGUAACAAAGGGUUUCGCCUCAGCUCACAUCCAAGGCAUUGAGUUCUACCACAUGGGACAGCAGGAGUUCACAGGUUCCUACCCCAUACACUUUCACAUGUGCGACGACGUCAACGGCACCUGGGUCCGCAGCAACUCCAUCCACCACAGCCUGGCCAGAUGUGUCACCAUCCAUGGAACUGACGGACUUGAGGUGAGCGACAACGCCUGUUACGACCAUCUUGGCCACGGCUACUUCCUAGAGGACAGUGUGGAGCAAUACAAUAUUCUGGACGGGAAUAUCGGAAUCGGAACGAAACACGGCACACACAUAAUGACGGACAUGAAAAACCGCUGGUGCAACAAAACCCUAGCCUGGAACUGCAAUUCCCUGGCCACCUUCUGGAUCACCCACUUCAACAACUACAUCAGGAACAACGUGGCCGCCGGCUCGGACAACGCUGGAUUCUGGCUCAACUACGCCGACAGCCCCCUCGGACCAUCAGCUGCCCGUCAAGCUGAGAAACUGGCCAACAACCAACCAGCUGUCACGAAGUUCAGCACCAGACACACACCCAUCCUGGAGUUCAAUAACAACGUGGCUCACUCCAAUCACGAGAGAGGUCUGAUGUUCGAGAACAGAAUCUCAAACGGUCACUGGGAAGGUAAAAGGUUCAUCCCAGAGAAUGCACGAUUCGGUUCCAUCAAGUACGACCCGAGGCGGCCAAGUAAUUCUAAAGGAAAGCCAGUCACAACCACAAUUAACAGACUUACCGUGUACAAGAACAGAGUAGAGAACGUCUGGUUGAGAGCUGCAAACACCAUCCUGGUCAACUGCAGCAUUGCCGAUUCUCAGCGUGGCCUCAGUAUGCCCAUGUCAAGAGGAAAUCGCUUCAACGAAGUGAAGAACUCAGUAUUUAUUGGAAUGUCUGACAACAAGGGAGUAGGGAAGACCUACCGUCAGCGGAAUGUCCCGGGACGGGUGAAACCAGUUCACAAGUUUGACAGAUCAUUAAGUUCGAGGCCAACUGAUCCCCUGCAAGGCUUCGUCUUCUACAGAGGCCCAAGCUACGUCACCGACUGCUACUUCAACGACUUCUACAACUGGCACUGGAACUCCACGUGGGACAGCGUCUUCAAAGUCCCUGGGUAUCGAACUGGUGGAGCUCUUGGCUUCAGGAGAACCAACAUGCCCGUCUUCAAUCCGAGAAGCACUGUGUCCGGUCUUAAGUUUGGAUUCUGUGACAAGACUGAAGGCAACAGAGUCUUCGACGGCAACAAGACCACACCAGGAUUUGGAAGAGACGGUGAGGGGAAACAACUAACAUCGAUUCACGACGUUGACGGUAGCGUGACGGGCAUGAUCAACUCGCAGGUCGUCAAGAACAACCCGUUCUUUACCACACCCAAGUGUUCUGUGAGGGACAACUGGGGCAUGGCCGUAUGUCCUUACAAAUACGUGAAGAUUUUCGUGAUCGCCCGCCUCAAGGUCCCCCGCGACCAUAAACCUUUGUACUUCGUCCGAGAUGACGCCCACGCGCACACAUUCUCCUUGGCAUUAAACCAGGGCCGAGGAUAUCACUUCAUCGUAAACAAGACCUACACCGUCCAUUUCAAAACCAAGGUCCCAAGGGUGUUCAAGAUGCACGCAUUAAACAUGGAGAGAGGUGAUUCUGUUCGUGUCGGCGUAUGCGUGCCUAAAGACAUGACGAAAUUUGCACUAACCAGCUCGUACCCCAGGUACAACAGACGUAGGCGACCGGUAAAGGUCGCCACUAUAAAGGAACUGGAUGCCGACACAUCCGGUAUGGCCUACUUCUGGGACAAAAAAAUUGGCAUGAUCUUCGUGAAGCUGAUGUCAAACGAGACACGAGCUGACAGACAGAUGCUAUGUCCCAAUGGAAAGUGUCCAAACUUCCGUAUAGUCAGGCGAAACGGACGCAACACUGCAGACUGUCGGAAAACAGCAUACGGCCCUUACGUCAAACAACCAGAGGUAGCUGGUGAAGACUUUGAGCUGCCCGCUUGUGCUAAAGCUUCGUCCCAGGGUUUGGGCGCAGGAGAGACCCGACCUGCCACAGUUGCUCUUAGUACUGCCAGGGGAGAGGAUCACUGCCCACCUCUUUCACAGCCAGCGCCUGCACCGCUACCCAGCCAGUCCCGGGGCUGCGCUGUUGACACACGGCGGCGGGACAUGGGUGACAUGACAAUAGGGCUCCACAGAUCCAUGACCAGGGGGUUCUGUGUCCAGAGAUGCGGUCAGAACGGUUACAGAUAUGCUGGCCUACAAAACAGCAAUGAGUGUUGGUGUAGUGACAGUUUUGGCCUCUACGGUUCUGGUGAGGGUUGUACCAAGGAGUGUAGCGCGAAAACAGGACGUUUCUGUGGGGGAGGCUGGAGGAAUGAGGUGUUUACCACCAGUGCAGAUGACAAUACAGCUCUGACGAGUUGUGGCCCGGGGUCACGUGGUAUGGUAUGGGGAGGGAAGUGUUACUAUUUUGGAGACGAACGACUGAACUUCAUCAAUGCUCAACGCGCUUGCGUCAGGAUGAACGGUGACCUGGCAACGAUCUCCUCAGCAGCUGAACAGACUCUGUUCAGAGGUUAUCUGGGUCAGAGUGAAUCUGACAUCUGGAUUGGCCUGACGGAUGUUGCUAAAGAAGGAGAAUUUGUCUUCAUGGAUGGCACACCGGCUACAUACAUCAACGGGGACCUCAAACACGACGCAGUUAGACACUACGACGACUUCGUUACGAUGGUUGUGAGACAUGGCUACCGAUGGGAUGACCGUUCUUGGCGAGAUGCAUACCGCUACCUGUGUCAGCUCCCUCUCAAGCAAACCACAUCAUUUGAGAGCUGCGGACCUAACGGUGCCGGACACAGACUGGGCAGUAACGGCAAGUGCUACCUCAUCCUCAACACCAAAACUAACUACGACACAGCAGAGUACCAAUGUUUAACUCGACAGGGAGUGCUUCCGACCGUCACAGAUGACGUCACACAGCGUGAGAUUCGCAACCUGCUGCUGAUGUUUGGCGACGACAUUAGCUACUGGACCGGCGAGGCUGUCAAGGUCGACGGCGAUAAAAGACGGGACACUUUCUAUGUGCUGACACUCACCUCCUUGUUCAACAAGAAACACGCCUCUGGCAAAACGAGGAAAGGCACCCUUUGUCUUCUUGAAUCUUCUAAAUCUACCAGCGAAUGUCCCUCAGCUUGGAAGAAACACGCAGGCUCCUGCUACCUGUACACCGGCAAGACCGCGUCCCACUACGACACCGUGGCCGCUCUGUGUAACCAGGGCGACAGCAACAUGGUGACUGUCCACAGCAAGACUGAAAACGACUUCGUCUACAACAUGGUGAAGGACUUCCACAAGGGAGAGGAGAAGGACGUCCUCAUAGGUUACCGGUACCGCAGUGUGUUCGACAAGUUCACCUGGCUGGACGGAUCGGACCCCGUCUACGAGAACUGGAGCGACGGACAUGGCAUGUCUGGACUGACCGGUGGCUACUGUACGAAGAUAUGUUACCAUGACAACAAGAUCACGUGGCGAAAUACAGCUUGUACUGGUUCAAAGUAUGCGGCCGUGUGCAAGAUGACAUUACGUCCCACCCCGACUUGAGAAAAAAGAGGGGCAAUACGUUCCAACGUCCACAUCAAACUGUAUAUAGAUGUAGUAUGUUUGUCUUGAUUCAACAAUUGGGAGUGGUCAGAUAUUUCACUGGAAAUAAAACUUUAAAAAAUCA
Messenger RNA from Haliotis rufescens (red abalone), 5397 nucleotides. Its product is annotated as cell surface hyaluronidase-like. The record is from RefSeq and is a predicted model, not a curated record. Lineage: Eukaryota; Metazoa; Mollusca; Gastropoda; Lepetellida; Haliotidae. The transcript is spliced from 35 exons. Bases 276 to 5273 code for a protein of 1665 amino acids.